AUGGCGACCGAGCUCCCCGAGACAAUGCAGGGCCAGUUCCUCGAAAACUACAAUCAACCCUAUCAAUUACGCACCGUCCCUCUACCGAAACCCUCACACCCAGACGACGUAUUGAUCAAAGUCGAUGCCGCAUCGUACUGUCAUACUGACUACGUUCUGGCCCAAGGGCAGAUGCCAGGAUUUCCCAAGUCCUUCCCUCACGUUGGUUGCCACGAAUUCGCUGGAACGGUAGUCUCACUUUCCGACCGCCCAAGCACAGAAGCAGCUUGCUUUAACGCAGGGGCUAGAGUUGGGGUUACCGGACGAGCAUAUCACGCUUGUCGGGAGUGCUUCGAAUGUCAGGGUUCGAAAGACCCAAUAGCAGAAGACGAGAAAGGCUACUCGGUGCACUGCACACGCGCAGAGAACAACGGAAUCAGCAAAGACGGCGGGUUUGCGGAGUAUGCAGUGGUUGAUGCCCGUCAGCUGGCGCCCAUACCGGAUGAACUGUCGGCAACGGAGACCGCCCCGCUGAUGUGCGCCGGUAUUACAAUCUACGCUGCACUCAAACGGUGUCAAUUGCAACGUGGUGAUCGUGUCGCAAUUAUGGGGGCUGGUGGGGGUCUCGGUCAUCUUGGCUUGCAGUACGCGACGAAGAUGGGUUUCAAAGUCUUGGGAGUAGAUGCAGCUGACGAACCGCUCAAAUUGGCCAAAUCGCUCGAAACUGGCGCCCAUAUUGUGGAUGCCAGAUCAGAGAAAGCAGCCAAAAUCGUGCAGCAAAUUGGUGCGGAAGAUGGGAAACGCGAUCUUGAAGAAAAGGGCGUCGAUGCCGUUAUAAUCCUACCAGAGAGUCAAGCAGCAUUCGAUUAUGGCAUGACACUGCUAAAGUCCCAUAGGAAGUGCGUAAUCGUGUCUUUUCCUGAGGCCGGGUUUCACAUAUCGUCUCGGGAUAUUGUGUUUCGAGACAUCUCAAUUAUCGGCAGCCUCGUUGGAAGUAAUAGAAUGCUGCGAGAAAUGUUAAAUUUCUCUGCUGAGCAUGGUGUACGGGCGGUGGCCAAGUCAUUCCCGUUGUCGAGCUUGAACGGACUGGUUGAGGACUACCACAAGGGUGGCGGUGGAAAAUUGGUCAUUGACAUGGCGCUGGAUAAGUAG
Molecule: messenger RNA, 1131 nt
Organism: Didymosphaeria variabile
Lineage: Eukaryota; Fungi; Ascomycota; Dothideomycetes; Pleosporales; Didymosphaeriaceae
Exons: 1
Coding region: 1-1131 (376 amino acids)
Molecular function (GO): oxidoreductase activity
Source: RefSeq, a predicted model, not a curated record